UUUCACAUACUUUGCUGGAUACCCAGUCCCAUACUUGUGGACCUACAGGCUGUCUAGACAACACAGACAGCAAGCUGCUCCUGCCUCAUCUGUGACUGCAACUAUAGGGCAUAUACUAGAGAGACCCAAGCUACAACUCCCAUCCUGAACACAGACAGUGUUAGCCAUGGUUCCUGAGAACCAGUCAGUUGUGACCAUGUUUAUCCUGCAAAGCUUCGUGGAUGACCCCUGGGUCCAAGAUGCCCUCUUCUGCUUCUUCUUUACCUUAUUGACAGUGGCCAUAGCUGGCAAUGGCCUGAUUAUCACAACUAUUCACAGAAGUCCCAACCUCCACACUCCCAUGUAUUUCUUCCUAGUUAACCUUGCCUUGAUGGAUGUGAUCUGCACUGUGACUGUCCUGCCCACGGUCCUGCAGAGCCUGGUGACAGAGAGCACCAUAUCUUAUGGGGGAUGUCUCACACAGAUGUUUGUCUUCACCUUGGUCCUGAGCUCUGAGCUUCUGCUUUUUUCUGCCAUGGCCUAUGACCGCUAUCUUGCAAUCUGUUGGCCGUUGCACUAUGGAACCCUCAUGAAUGGCAGGGCCUGUGUGGCCCUUGCAACCUUUGUGUGGUUCACAGGGGCUCUCAAUGCCUUGGUGCUCACUUGUCUGGUGUUACCGCUGUCCUUCUGUGGUCCCAAUCUCAUCACACAUUUCUUCUGUGAGAUCCCUUCUGUGCUCAUGCUGUCCUGUAGUCCCACCUUUAUCAAUGACACCAUGACUGUCAUUGCAGACAUGUUCCUAUCUGGCCUGAACUUCCUAUUGACCAUGACAUCCUAUGGCUUCAUCAUUGCCAGUAUCCUGCGCAUCCGUUCAGCUGAGGGCAAGAGGCGUGCCUUCUCCACCUGCUCUGCCCACCUGAUUGUGGUCACCCUUUAUUAUUCCACUGUGUUAUAUACAUAUGUCCGACCAGCCCUAGGAACUGCUGGGCUCCUGGACAAGGCCAUUGCUGUUUUAUACACCACUGUGACCCCCUCUCUGAACCCCCUGAUCUACACCAUGAGAAACAAGGAAUUCAAAGCAUCCUUUAAAAAACUUUUAUUUCCCCAUUGAUGACUUUGAGUUGGAGAAGAACUCUUGAACAGUGGGCAAAGAGCUAAAGAGAUUACUUAAGACCUUCUUUUACAUCUCCUGAUUCUGGGAGACACAGGCUAAGUCAUGUCCUGAGUGAAGAAACAGCAUACUGUCUAUCAGAUAAUACUGGAGUUCUAGACUUUUGAAUGAUUUGGGUAAUUUUAACCAUUUCUGCUUUGUACAUAGAAUUGUAUGCUUACAAGUUCAAUGUUAUUCAAUGUUAAGAUGUUUCUAUGACUCACUGAAUCAAAUCUAGUUAAAUUGUGAGUACAAUCCUUUUAGUGAACCCCAUUUUUAACACUCUGCAUAUAAGGCUGAGAUGAAUGAUUACAGAGAUGAAGAGUAGUGAACCCUGAUCACACUUGUUUUAGACAUUUGCUGGCCUAAUUAGACUGUUUUCAUCUUUCUUACUGUUAUCCCACAGUUUGCUCUGAUGCUUGAUUCAUCCACCUGUUUGAGGGAAGAAAAUGUUCAUAGGGGACCUUAGCUAUUAGCUGGUUCUGAAAGCCUAUGAUCCCUAUAGAACCUUCCCUGACUCCAACAUUGAUAAAUGUUUGCCCAGAACCAGAGACUGGCGUGAUGGCCUGUUCUCAGACCCUAUGUCAUUAUACAGGUUUGCUAAAUCACAGCUCUAACUUGUACCUCAGCAUCUCUCCUGCCUAAAUGAAUUUUGUGUAACCUGACCAUCCUUCAAGAGUUGCUAUUAUUCAACACUGCAUAUUGUAUGUUAAUGAGCUCAGCCCACUGUGUCAUGAACUCAGAAAUAAAGAGCUUAUCAGAUUCA
This is a messenger RNA of Mesocricetus auratus (golden hamster), 1895 nucleotides long. RefSeq names its product olfactory receptor 13G1-like. Gene Ontology annotation, biological process: G protein-coupled receptor signaling pathway. Lineage: Eukaryota; Metazoa; Chordata; Mammalia; Rodentia; Cricetidae. Gene Ontology annotation, molecular function: G protein-coupled receptor activity; olfactory receptor activity. Bases 167 to 1090 code for a protein of 307 amino acids. The transcript has 3 exons. Gene Ontology annotation, cellular component: membrane. The record is from RefSeq and is a predicted model, not a curated record.